CCCCGCCCGCCCGCGACCCCUACCCGCGUCGGACCCCUUCCCUGGCCGCCCCGCCCCCCGUGGGCCUGGGGAUCUUGGGCUAAGGGCGGCGGCAGCAUGGAGGCGCGCUUCACGCGCGGGAAGUCGGCGCUGCUGGAGCGCGCCCUGGUGCGGCCGCGCACCGAGGUGAGCCUGAGCGCCUUCGCGCUGCUCUUCUCUGAGCUGGUGCAGCACUGCCAGAGCCGCGUGUUCUCGGUGGCCGAGCUGCAGGCGCGCCUGGCCGCGCUGGGCCGCCAGGUGGGCGCCCGCGUCCUGGAUGCCCUGGUGGCUCGCGAAAAGGGUGCCCGGCGCGAGACCAAGGUGCUGGGGGCUCUGCUCUUCGUCAAGGGCGCCGUGUGGAAGGCGCUCUUCGGCAAGGAGGCCGACAAGCUGGAGCAGGCCAACGAUGACGCGCGAACCUUCUACAUCAUAGAGCGGGAGCCGCUCAUCAACACCUACAUCUCGGUGCCCAAGGAGAACAGCACGCUCAACUGCGCCAGCUUCACGGCGGGCAUCGUGGAGGCAGUGCUCACGCACAGCGGUUUUCCGGCCAAGGUCACUGCUCACUGGCACAAGGGCACCACUCUCAUGAUCAAGUUUGAGGAGGCGGUCAUAGCCCGGGACCGGGCGCUGGAGGGCCGCUGACCCCGCGGGAGAUAAAGAGUGCAGAGAGCCCCCUUCC
Hyaena hyaena (striped hyena) is the source of this 700-nucleotide messenger RNA. RefSeq names its product trafficking protein particle complex 5 (gene TRAPPC5). Lineage: Eukaryota; Metazoa; Chordata; Mammalia; Carnivora; Hyaenidae. The record is from RefSeq and is a predicted model, not a curated record. Gene Ontology annotation, cellular component: TRAPPIII protein complex; TRAPPII protein complex; TRAPPI protein complex. Gene Ontology annotation, biological process: endoplasmic reticulum to Golgi vesicle-mediated transport. The coding region runs from base 97 to 663 and encodes 188 amino acids. The transcript has 2 exons.